AUGUCGACUACUGAUACCUUUUCCUCUUCUUACGCUGUCAAGCUGAUCAACCCAACUUAUUCCAGGGAUAUAGAUACAGAGACAUCCGUCAGUAAUCGAUACCAGAUCACUCCACAGCAAAUCGGCCAGAGUCAGGCUAUCAACCAAGACUACAACAAGCUCCAGGGUUUGGACCGUGGUCACUUGAGCCCCAGUGGCCACCAAAGUGGCAACAACAGCAAGUGGGCCACAUUCACCCUCACCAACAUAGUGCCCCAGAACAGCACACUCAACAAGGGCCAGUGGAAAGACUACGAGAACCAAAUGAUGGCUCAGAAUACCCAGGGCUGUACAAUGACCUAUGUGAUCACGGGUGCUGUGCCUGGGAACACCUACAUCUCCAACAAGAGGGUUAACAUACCCAGCCAUAUCUGGUCAGCUGCCUGCUGCCAGACCAACACUAUCAGGAAUACUUGGGCAGUUAUUGCUGAAAACAACAAGAACCAGGUGCAGAACCUCACACGGGCACAACUGGAGACCAACUUGACCCAGCGCUAUGGGAGGGGACAGGUUUCUCUGUUCCACAGUGCCUGUCCCCCCUAACAAACCUUAUAUCCUGGGUGGAAAAGGCUCAUGAGCUUUUCCCACAUGUCAUUAGAAUCACAGAUUGCUUUGUGAUUUAUGGGACUUCAAAGAUCAUCUCGUUCCAUCGCUUUUCCUGUGCAGUGAUACCUUCCACUACACCAGGUUGCUCCAAGCCCCAUCCAACCUGGCCUUGAACACUUCCAGGGAUGGGGCAGCCACAGCUUCUCUACUCACCCUGUGACAGGGCACCACCACCCCCUCAGAAUAGAAUUUCUCCCUAACAUUUCAUGUAACCCUGCCCUUUGUCAGUGUGAAAUCAUUCCCUCUCGUCCUGUCACUCCAUGCCCUUGUUCAAAAUUCCUCUCCAGAUCUCUUGAUGAACUUCUAGGUAGUGGAAGGGGAUCGAAGUUCUCUCCACAGCCUUUUCUUGUCAAGGCUGAACACACUCAGCUGUCUCAGCCUGUCUCCAGAACUGAGAUGUUCCAGACCUUGAAAUAUCUUUGUGACGUCCACUGGACUCCACUCCAGCGUAUUUUUUGUCUUUCUUAUGCUGUGGGCCCCGGACCUGGACACAGCACUCCAGGUGCAAGGACAAGAUUCUGGACAACCUUCUCUAGAAGAUCCUCCUUGACCAAGGUUAUGGGCUAGAAGAUUUUGAGUGGUCCCUCCCACACUCAACAAUUCAUUGAUUCUGUGCUCCUGAGACAUGCUUUUGUUUGCUUGCUUUUGAAACUGUACCUUGAGAGCAGCACCUGUGGUAUCAGACAGGCAGGAUGAGGCAUUAAAUAUAAAGGAAGCUUUGUGCAGCCAAAGAUAAAUUUCUGUGAUGCACUGUUUGGAUACCUUAAUUCUCUGCCCUGCUUCUGAAGCUUUUCUGCAAAAUUGCAGGGAACUGAUUUGGGGAAAUGUAUUCAAUAUAUUCAAUGUAUUCAAUGUAUUCCAUGUCAUAAUCAAACAAUCAUCACAGGACAGAUCAUUUAGUUCCUGAGUAGUUCACAAUAAAAAUUAUUUUCUGCA
Molecule: messenger RNA, 1581 nt
Organism: Serinus canaria (Common canary)
Lineage: Eukaryota; Metazoa; Chordata; Aves; Passeriformes; Fringillidae
Product: endonuclease domain-containing 1 protein-like
Exons: 2
Coding region: 1-582 (193 amino acids)
Molecular function (GO): hydrolase activity; metal ion binding; nucleic acid binding
Source: RefSeq, a predicted model, not a curated record